AAGAGCUUCUUAGCAAGCAAGGCCGUUAAAGAAGCAUAUUGGUUCCGCAAAGAACCAUUUGGUCAAAUGUUCUUAAAACAAACAGUUCUUCAUAGUCCGCAGAAUUUUUUUUCACAAAAUCAAACCUUUCUGCAAAACAGCAGUCCUUUGGAUGUUAAGGGUUGUUUAUUGAGCCAAACAGCUCGACAAAGCCUUUUAGGGACUUUUAUUUUUUAAACCUAAAUUUUAAGAGUGUACACUAAACAGAAACAAUAAUAAAACAAAUGCUGUGAUUUUUUAGGUGUUACAUUUUUGAGAUUUUUUAACAUAGGCUAGGUGUUAAAACAGGCAACAUUAUGCUGUUGAACUUGAACCUUUGAGCAAAUGUGUCAAAGAAGCAUGGAGAAAGAGAUCUUUUCCAUUAUCAUAGGUGUCGGUUGAUUUUGCAUAUUGAUAUAUUGUGUCUCAUCACACAUCAUGCCUGGAGGUCACACACACACACGGGCAUCUGAUGAUGCACACACCAUACGUUCCGCGUGCCCUCUCCCUCUCUUGCAAUCUUUUUUGGUUUGUAUCCUAUCCCAUCUUCCCUUACCUUCGCGUCCAACCAGAAUCGCGCCACACCGUUUUAGAGAGCAAUCAGGUGGCACCAACUUCAAGACGAGCUCUCUACCGCAUCAUUUUCACAACCCCAUCGAGGAUGUUCCGAUGUACUCUCCACAUCCCACACUGUACACGAACGAUAAAAAUGUGACAACUCAGAGGUCAACCUUUACCUCCAAGGGCAUUUUACGUGGCUGAGAGAUGAGUUUCACGCUCCCCAAAAGCGAAUCGACGACUUCUUUGCUGCGAUCCUCCGCACCGACCAGGAGAGCUGUUCAGCAUCCCGAGCAUCCCGGAGCCCGUCGGUUACAGCAUCAGCGUUCAGCGGCAGCGUCCGCAGCAUCAGGAGCGGAGACCGCAUUAGAGGAGUCGUUUUGGACGGCGGAUUGCGAUGCCAGCUCUCGGAGACCCCUGUGUCACCCCUCACUGGUCGGUAACCGGAAUAGCGGAGAGAAGAGCCACCCACAGCACUCCCACUCGCACGGACUCGCUCUUUCCACGGCGCGCAGCCAGGAGGACCUGCCGGAGCUCCCAGGUGGAAGAGAGCGCAAGUCAUCCAAACGACACCAUCAUCACCAUCACCACCAUCAUCACCAUCAUCAUCACCAUCGCCACCGGUCCACCCGGGACGACAUGCCCCAAGAGCCCCUACCCAAACACUCUCACGCCGCUCGCACGCCGAACAGGACUCAGUCUUUCUCCGAAUGCAGGGACGAAACGGCACUGUUUUUUGAGUCACCCCAGCUGGACCGGGCUCGACCGGGGUCGACAACGAGUAGAGAGGCGCGUCCACCCUCCACUGCCUCAUCCUCACCGGUACCGGCGUCCUCCAGCCGCUCCUCUCGGAGGACGGGGAGGUCCAGCGCAGCAUCUUCUGAGUCGGAUUUAAAUCUGCGCCCCUUCCUCAACUCUGUGUUCGGACAGAAUCGAGAGUUGAGACCCGAGGAGAUUGAUGAGUUGCAAGAAGCUUUUAAUGAGUUUGAUAAAGAUAAAGAUGGUUUUAUCAGCUGCAAGGAUCUUGGAAACUGCAUGAGAACGAUGGGCUACAUGCCCACCGAAAUGGAAUUAAUCGAACUGAGCCAACAAAUCAACAUGAAUCUAGGUGGCCAUGUGGAUUUCGAGGACUUUGUGGGAUUGAUGGGACCCAAACUCCUUGCCGAAACUGCAGACAUGAUUGGCAUUAAAGAGCUGAGAAAUGCCUUCAAAGAGUUUGACACAAAUGGAGAUGGAGAGAUAAGCACAGGGGAGCUGAGAGAAGCUAUGAGGAAACUGCUUGGACAACAGGUUGGUCAUCGAGACCUGGAGGACAUACUGAGAGAUAUUGAUUUGAAUGGAGAUGGCAGAGUAGACUUUGAAGAAUUUGUUCGCAUGGUAUCCCGCUGAAAGGGUUUUUAUGGUGUCCGCAAUACAAGAAAGUGAGAUUCUGUGCUGCUUCCUGCUGGUCAAAGCAGACAGAGUAUUAGACUACUGCAAGAAAAGCCUUGCUGAGCCAGUGUUUUAAUAUAUCAAAACUGAAAACUGGACUUUUUGGGGGGAAAUCUUAUAAACAUUCAUGCAUGUACACACACAAAGUUUACAUAGUAUAUUGUAGCCAAGUGUCUCUGCACUUUCAAUCAUGCAAGACCAAACAAUAUGUUUUACUUGCACAUUUAAAGGGUGGGGGUAUCAUGCUUAAUAAUGGCAAUAUUAAAUUAUGUGUUGUCCCGUCACAUACGUAUACUGUAUGUGAUAAACUAGGCGAUGAAAAUGAUUUUUGUGUGUUUUAGGUCACUGUUGUUUCUAAACGUUUUCUUUUUUUAUAUAAUUUAAAGGAAUAAAUGCAUUAACUUGACAAUAUGGUAAGUUAACACAACUGUGUGUUACAUAAUACAUAACACAACUGUGAGCCAAAAUUCUAGGAGUUUGUUUUGCAUUACAUAAAUAGCAAAACAAACAAUUUGCCAGUUUUUUUCAUAGUGUGUGGCUUAAAAAAAAUGACAUACCACUGUGCGGCUUAAUUAGGUUUACUAUCAAAAUAACAUGAAAAUAAAACCACAUUUAAGAAGUCAUUAUAUGUCCCUGUUGCUGGGUAAAUGCUUGCCCUGAAAAAAAACCCCGUAAUUUUAACACAUAACUGAGCUGUUUCUAAGUUUAGAAUUGUUUGACCAGAUUUACUAUUUUUAGUUGUCAUGACAUACUUGAGGCAACUCAUUUCUAGAACAAUCAUAGUCUACAUAGGUCUACUUGAAGUAAUCAGAGUAUAUACAGACUGAUCUGUCAACAUCUGAUCGCCACAUGCUAGAGAAACAGACGGUGAAGAUUUAUUUCUUUAAGUCUCUUUGUGUCUGUUUGUGUGAUGUGACUCCUGACUCCUUGCAUGCCAAAAAGACCUUAUAUGGAAUGUAGUGGUUUUAAUACCUUGUAACAAAUGAAGCAAAUAAAAAAGAUAGUGUCUAUAA
This is a messenger RNA of Triplophysa rosa, 3020 nucleotides long. RefSeq names its product calcium binding protein 1a (gene cabp1a). The transcript is spliced from 7 exons. The record is from RefSeq and is a predicted model, not a curated record. The coding region runs from base 784 to 1965 and encodes 393 amino acids. Lineage: Eukaryota; Metazoa; Chordata; Actinopteri; Cypriniformes; Nemacheilidae. Gene Ontology annotation, molecular function: calcium ion binding.